Molecule: messenger RNA, 1291 nt
Organism: Anolis sagrei ordinatus
Lineage: Eukaryota; Metazoa; Chordata; Lepidosauria; Squamata; Anolidae
Product: asialoglycoprotein receptor 1-like
Source: RefSeq, a predicted model, not a curated record
CUCGUGGGCAUCGGAGACGAGGAUCGGGCCCAGGACCAGUCGAGCGUGGCUAGCGUCCGUCCCCACUGGGCAACAAAGGAAACAAGGGACAGUCCCUUCCCAACAGCCCUGCGAGGGAGGCCCCAGGGAAUGAACCCGGGUUGAGAAAUCGAUUCCGCUAAACUUUGCCCUCUGGACGGUGGAAGGACCCGAGCGCUGACAUUGCGGUGUUGCCGGACGACAGGAUUCAGACAGAAGGGUCAAGCCACACUGCAAAAUGGCAACCUCAGUUGUAAAUUCACCCACUUUGGAUGAUCCGCCUUCAACGGCCGCGGAUUACCAAGACCUCAGGUCCAUGGAGGAAGGAGAUGAAAGUGGGCCAUCCUCCUGGAAAGCACCUCCGCUGACCCAGUCCUCCUGGCGCCGCAUCUGCCCCACCAGCCGCCUGGUCCUGGCCCUGAUGGCCGCCUGUUCCAUCCUCACCCUUUCCGUGGUCGCCCUCGGUUUCCAAGGAGUCCAGCUCAAUUCAGAGAAAUGGGGGGCCAUGGAAGCCAUCAAAAGCUUCAACCAGACAGUUUGGACAGGACUAAAUGGCCUUCGUAACAAAAGAAACACCACAGGAUGGAAGCUGAAAUCGCUGGAGAAGAUUCUGACGGAUCGUAAUGAGAAGAUGAAGAAAGCCAAUAAACUAUUCGAAGAACAGCUGGACACUUUGCAGCAAGACUCGAAAUCAUUUCACUGUGCUCUGGUUGAAAUGAGAAGCAAUGGCACCAGAAGUGGCUGCUGCCCCAAAAACUGGCUGCAGUUUCAGGAGAGCUGUUACUGGAUGUCUUCUGGGACGUUAUCUUGGGAGAACGCCAAGCGCAACUGCGAAAGGAAGAAUUCACACAUGUUGAUCUUCAACUCGCCCGAGGAGAAGAGAUUUAUAUAUCAACGGAGGAGCAGUUCGACUUGGAUUGGAUUGACAGAUGUCACCGGAGAGUGGAAAUGGGUGGACGGCUCGUCCUAUACGAUUAAUAGAGAUGACUGGCAACCAAACCAGCCGGACCACUGGUACGGCCACAAUCUUGGUGGCGGCGAAGACUGCGUCCACCUAACCUCGGACGGCGCCUGGAACGACAACCACUGCUCCCGCUCUUUCUACUGGAUCUGCGAAAUGGAGUUGAAGGGCUAGCUGGACAGGCGGAGGCACCGGUCACCGGUCAACUACCAAGCUUGGAAACUUUGUGUUUUGUAUGUUUGUUAAAAUGCAAUACAACUGUUUGUUUUGCUCCUGACACGAUAAAUAAAUCUGUUUCGAGUUCAUACGUGA